Rhincodon typus (whale shark) is the source of this 1491-nucleotide messenger RNA. It is a transcript of the gene plekhd1, whose product is annotated as pleckstrin homology domain containing, family D (with coiled-coil domains) member 1. The record is from RefSeq and is a predicted model, not a curated record. The coding region runs from base 106 to 1491 and encodes 461 amino acids. The transcript has 13 exons. NCBI's taxonomy places the organism in Eukaryota, Metazoa, Chordata, Chondrichthyes, Orectolobiformes, Rhincodontidae.
UCUGCCCAUUUUGCCAGGUUCAGGUCCCUCCUCCUCCUCCUCUUCCCGAGAGGCUGCUGCUUACCAUCUCUCCCACCCUCCCCGCAGCUUUAGCUCAGUCUGGCUAUGUUCAGCUCGAAAUCAGCAGCUAUCCUCCCGUCCUACUUCAGCGAGUACACCGAGACGGCUGACAAGCUGGAUAUUAGCACCAAAGUACAACUUCACGGGGUCCUGUGGAAGAGACCCUUUGGGAGACAGUCAGCCAAGUGGUCUAAAAGAUUCUUCCUCAUCAAGGACAGCUUUUUACUCUACUACGCUGAAAAUGAAAGAAAAAGCUUUGAGAGCAACAGAUAUUUCAACAUACACCCCAAGGGUGUGAUACCACUGGGCGGAUGUGUGGUGGAGGCAAAGGAAGAGCCCAAUAUGCCAUUUGUGAUGAAGAUUUCCCAUGAGGAUUUCCACGGAAACAUAUUACUUGCAGCCGAGACUGAGUUUGACCAGCAGCACUGGCUGGAGAUGCUUCAGGAAUCUGGGAAGGUAACCUGGCAGAAUGCCCAGCUCGGGGAGGCGAUGAUCGGCAGUCUCGAGGCCCAAGGCCUACAGCUCGCCAAGGAGAAGCAGGAGUACUUAGACAAAUUGAUGGAGGAGACGGAGGAACUUUGUCUGCAGAGAGAACAGAAGGCGGAGCUGGAGCGACUGAAUCAGGUCCUAGAGGUGGAAAAGAACAGGAUUGAGGAAAUGGUCCAGGACCUGAAGUCGGAGCAGGAACAGAUAAAGAGGGAGCUGGAGGUGACGGUCAGCUCGCUGGCGGCGGUGGAAGAAGAGAAGAAGCAUCUUCACCAUCUCUCUGAGUCCCUGCAGAACAACUUGGAGGCGCUGUCUCAGGAGAAGCAGAGGACCUUGGACAGGCUGAAGGACAGUGAGCACCAGGCUCAGGAGCUGAGCAGCAAGAACCAGCAGCUCUACCAAUCCAGCGGAACUUUAAGGGCCAUCCUCCAGCAGAUUGAGGAGGACAUGAAGAAACUGCAACAUGAGAAACAGCUGGCAGAGGAGAGGCUACAGGAGAAUGAAAAGAGAGCCUGUGCUCUGCAGGAGGAACGUGAGUUUUAUUCCACCCAGUCCCAGGAGCUCCAGGUCUCGCUCUCGGAGCUGACAGCAGAGAAACAGAAGACAGAGAGUGAGCUGAAGGAGGAGAUUAAAUCCCGUGCAGAGCUGGAACGUAGACUGCAAGAAGCGGAGGAAGCUUUGCAGAGGCUGGAGCAGGGCCUGAGCUCGGCUGAACGUACGGUGGAGAAAAACGAGCGAAUGAAAGGAGACGUGGGCGAGUUGAGAAAGUUCUUUGAGGAAUGCAUCAGGAAAGCUGAGAUCGAGGCCAACCUCCCGGUCAUCAUGAAGAACUCCGUCUACGUACAAAGAGCGGCUGCUCGCAGGAUCAAGAGUUGCAGGUUCCGCCGGAGGAAGUCCACUGCCGUCUGGAACUCCUUCGCUGCCGCUUUACAACAAGUGGAAUGA